Messenger RNA from Racocetra persica, 203 nucleotides. The record is from the annotation of a GenBank genome assembly. NCBI's taxonomy places the organism in Eukaryota, Fungi, Glomeromycota, Glomeromycetes, Diversisporales, Gigasporaceae.
GGCAAAGAAAGAAAGGAGAUCGAAUGAAAGGACCUAGUUCACAUGAAUACGUUGCCUGCUAUCUGGACUCUUUUGGAGGCAAAAGUUCCAUUAAUAUCAAUAAAUUAGCCAUUGCCUAUAGAGAAUACGCAAUUUGGCCGAAUGAGGCAAUGUUGGCCCAAGACAAGAUCAUAACAGGUCAUAUCACUAAGUUCAAAUUAUAA